UCUCAGGUUAUAAGGGAUCUUGCAGUGAGUGGGUUUUAAGGAAAUUGAGAAAAAAGAGAAGGAGGGGAGUAUUUAGAAAAUUGUGGAAAGUUGGGUUAGGAGUUAGUUUAGAGCAUUUUUGAGCUGUUUUGAGUGGUUAGAAUUGGAUCUUGGUUAUAGAAGUUAGAUUUUAUAUAGGAUCCUGAAUCAAAAGAAAUGGCUAAAGAAAUUCGCAUAAGAGAUAGCAUAAUUAAUGAAAAUAAGAAAAAGAAACAAAAACUCAAGAGACUGCUUACAAUCCUAAAUGACAUCAGACAUAUGAAUGGGCAACAGAAGUAUGAUCAAUUUGAUGUUGAAAACUUUGCAAUCGAGGAAGAACUCUGUACACAAACUUUACAAGACAACACCAAAGAUCACAGCCAGACAGAAAUCAUUCCAAUUCAGGUCGAUGACCAAGAAGAUGCUGAAGGAGAGAGCUCAGAGAUGAGCCCUAAAAACCAAUUGGCUGCAAAAACGCAGUCAAAGAUGUUCUACAGCGACAUCUGGAACCGUCUCUACUCUGAAGGAUCAAUAAAACUAGCUCAGCCACAAGAUUCAAAAAUCUCAACGAAUACAUUCAAAACUUCAACAUGGAUCAGAGAGGGAAUUAAGCCCUCUGAGAACAUGUCUGGUGUCACAUCACUUGUAAAGCUGCAAAAUCGAUUUGAGGUGCUCCAGCAGCGCUGCUUUAACUCUGAAUGGAAUGACAUGACCAAAAGAGGAGGUAUCAAAGGGAAAAUAAACUUUGAACAAUACCAAAGAGAUUGUCUUAGAAAUAUGAAAUUAACCCAAGAACAACAAAUUAAGUACCUCAAGACUAAAGUAUCAAAACUUAUGAUGGAACAUGAGCAAGCCCAGAAAAUAGAUGAAGACGUCAAGCGAGCGGAGUUCAAAGGGGAAGCAUGUGAACUUAAGAGAAAUAACGAAGAAGAUAACCAAAAACCUGACCAAUUAUCAGUCUUUGGGUUUUCAAAAGAUAAAAAUCCUCCUAAACCUUGUCUUCCAGAAAAAUUCUACAAGAUUCAAAGAAAUAGAGACAAGAUGAUUCAAAAACAGAAGCUGAUAGCUCUCCAGAGGUUACAAAACCAAAAUAUAAAAAUCGAGGAACGAAUCAUAAAUCUAAUCCAGAGUACUCAAGUUAUCCCGAAGCCAUCCUUCUUUGAGGAUGAAGAGGUGACUAAGAAUAGUAACGAAAGAGAGCUUCAUGACCAAGCCCAGAAGGUUAUUAUUAUGCUAGAUCUCUUAAAAUAAAAUUCAAAAGUACACAGCAACACAUAACCCAGAUAUUGUUAAAAUAGUGAAGAAUAAAUACCUGGAGAUGCCUGAUACUUUUGAUAUAAAGAAGAAUUCUACGAGGCUAAAGCCUCUUCCGAACUCUGAGAUAUUUAAAGAUUACGGAAUCGCUCCAGUAAUAAAUGUAUCCCAGGAUUCAGACCUCAGGAACCUUUACAACAAGGUCAGAGGGAUCAGUCUCGAUCCUGACCAGUUCCUGGAGAUCGGUGAGCUGGUCAAAAUAGGCGAUAAAGAGAUCAGUCAUAAUAGCCUAAAGCUCAAAUAUGAGAACAUUAACACUAUAUGCCAAGAGAAGAGGAUUGAGUAUAAAACUUACCAACAAGAGUUAGCAUUACUCAAGAAAAACUCAGCUAAUCUAGUUGGAUUCCUUCGCUCAAAGGAUAAAGUUGUACCAAAAGCAGAGAAUGUCACGAGUGUAGCAAUGCUCAGUGAUCUCAGUGAGAGGAAAUAAAGACAUGUCUCAAAAUAUUGAAAUCUGUAGGACUAUAAUCAAGGAUACUAUCUGCUACAUCUAUCAAAUGAUAUCGAAGAUUAAUUAUAAACUGGAAAUUAUUGAGAGCAAAAGUCCUAAUUCAGUGCCCCCAAAGAUGCUCGACAUAGGUGGCUCUUAUAACAGAAGAGCAUCAAUUUCAAAGGAUAGUUCAACUAGAGAAGAUAUCACCUUCUCUAGUUCUAAGAAAGAGAGGAUAAACUCUAAAAUGGUAAAAACAGCUAGAAGAAAGAACUCCUUUCUUUAUAAAAAGAGUGGAGGAAGCCAAGUAUUUGUCUUCAGCCCAAAGACUGCUGAAAAGAAAUCCCGGGCUGCGUCUUCUCCAUUAAACCUAGUCCGUAAGGAAGAAGAAAAGAAGUUCAGUGAUAGUGACAAAGACCUUUUCACCAAGCUCAAGAAUUACAUAAAGUCCUUGAUGGCUUUAUUAGGCGAAAGAGCCGAACUAUUUCGUAAGAAAUCUGAUAAAGGCAUAAUCUCUUACAAAGAUAUGGAUACUUCUCCCAGAAAGAGCUACAAGCUGGAGGAAAUGAACGAGAAAUGGUAUGCAAAUAUGAACAGAAUCAAUGGAAGGCUUGGCGAAAUCAACCAAGAUCAGAAGAACUUCUACGAUACCACUAGGGGGGAAUACAGGAGCUAUAUGGAACUCAAACGAGAAAAAGUCUUUUCAGACAGUAUGGAUGAUGAUCGAAAGACAUAUGGAGCAAGUCAUAACCCAACUCAUGAUACUUCUCAUGAUUCUGAAGUAGAAUUUAUGCAAGAAAUGGCUGCUGCAAGGAGCUCAAGGAAUACUCGAAAUAUGCCAAAAUCCAAGACAGGAGUUGACCUAGCCUCAGAACGAACUUCAGAGAGACUUUUUAUCAGGAAUAACUCGAAAACAGUGACUAAGUUCCUUAAGAGCUCCAAAAUCAUUAAGGAUUUCAAUAGAAGGAUUUAUGACAAUAGGAUGUUUGAUGAGGUUUAUAACGCAAUUAACAAUCCUCAGACAUUAGAAUUUAAGAAAGAUUAUAUUCAUAAAUUACUCAGUGCUCAAAAUUCAAAGUUGCAAGGUUUUCUUGAUAGCCAAGAGCCUGUUGGGAAAAAAUAUAAGCAAAAGAGAUCUAUGUUAUACAAAACUAGUGCUCGCUCCACUAAAUCUGUUCAGAGCGGUGUAUCAAACUCUUCUCGGAUUCUUCAUCGCAAAUAUCUUCAAUCAGCCAGAGCCGAAAGAUCCAGGAUGAAUAUGCUAAAGGUAAACGCACCUCUGGUCUUCCAAAAACAACUGAAGAAGAAGAGAGAAGUAAGUGCUAGAAUCACCACCAAAUUCCCAAAAAGGAACAAAAGUGCUAGAAUAAGGCCAUCGAUAGUGAAUAAGAAAUAAUU
Moneuplotes crassus is the source of this 3160-nucleotide messenger RNA. NCBI's taxonomy places the organism in Eukaryota, Ciliophora, Spirotrichea, Euplotida, Euplotidae. The record is from the annotation of a GenBank genome assembly.